GUCAUCUGCACAAAUCAGUGGAUCACCCUGCCUUGGGAGGCCUAGCAGCCCUGAUGGAGGAUCCUGGUACAUCACUGGACCACGGAGGGUUUGAGUGGGAGCCGGCCGCCAAGUCAGUGUGUAAAACAACUCCAAUCUUUCGCUCCGUCCUUUCUACCAGCACCGUCUUGCAGUCAAAACCUGGCGGUGAGGUUUUAAACACAACAGUGAUUCUCCGACACACUUUGUCCAAUCAGAGCAAAGGACCACAGGAUUACGAUUCCGGGAACGACACGUCUUCCCCACCAUCGACCAAAACCGGCAUUUCACAGUCAAACGUCAUCGGCGACAAAAAGGUCCUUUGCCAUGCGCCGGCUUCACCGGAGAAACUGAAGUUCAGGGACGGAGACAACGCGUCCGACUCUGGGAACUCUGUGACCAGCUAUGCUUCCCUGUGUAAACCUCUGCAUGUGGAAGGUGGUUUGUCUACUGCAACUUUCAACAGGAACGGCAAGAGUGAGCCGGUGAAGACUUCAGGAUGUGGGGCCAAGGUGGGGAGACCUCAGAAGACUGUCUCCAUCUCUCCGUUGAGGACGGUCACCUCUUCACGUAAGAGGACUAAAGCCAACUCCUCCAGCAGCAGCAGCAGAAGCAGGAGUAGAUCCUCUGGGAGCUCCAGACACUCUGGACGCUACUCUCAAAGCCGAUCGCUGUCAUCUGCCAGGUCAUACUCCCGUUCACCGAGCUACUCAGCUGGUUUGAGAAGGAAAGGAAGUGUAGGCAGUGGUAGGUCCAGGGGAAGAUACUCCAGGAACAGUGAAGACAGGGUCCGAGAGAGGAAGAGGGACCCCAGCUCCUGGGAGAAAGAUGUGAAACACAACAGUCGGAAGCAUAGCGGGAAGAGGCAAAAACGCAGGUCCUACUCUCCCAUGAGAAAAAGGAGGAGAGAUUCACCCAGUCACCUGGAAGCCAGGAGGAUAACCAGUGCCAGGAAGAGACCCAUCCCCUACUUCCGUCCCAGUCCUUCGUCCAGCAGUCGCUCUACCAGCGUAUCCUCUUGGAGCAGCCUCUUCACAAGGAGCCGCAGCCCCAGCCCUGGCCUCUGCCUCAGCCGAUCCAGGAGUAGGAGCCGAGGAAGAAGUAGGAGUUACUCCUCCUACAGGAGCUACAGUCGCAGCUCGUCUUGGAACUCCAUCUUUGGGAGUCGGAGCCGGAGUCGGAGCUAUGACUCGUUGGAUGGUUACAGCAAGAACAAGAACCGGCGCUGAGUUAUAAAACAGACUGAGGAAGAGGAGACUGACUUAUCAGCAGACUGAGUUAGCAACAGACUGAGUUAUCAACAGWCUGAAGAGGAGACUGCACUAUGAUUCCCCAAGUCAACAGGAGAACAGCGAAAGUAUGGGGACAUGUUUUCAUCUCUUUGCAUCAUUCCAUGUUAGAUCUCUGAGCGAGAACCUUCAAGCAAUUGUUUUACCAUACAUUGRAUUCCUUGGCAGAUGAAUUACCAUUUGAAUUGUACCAGUGCUGUUCACAUUGCCCAGACAGAAACCACUGGAAAUAGAUUGAUUGAAUUUUGUCUUUCGUUCAUUUUUGUCCAUCCCCAGUGCAAUGUCCAGAGACAGUUUUGUCUUGUGACACUCUUCCUCUGACAUCCAUGAGUGAAAUGAAGGAUGAAGGAGCACCAUUCAUUUUUACCCUUUGAUAAACUCUUCGUUUCAUAACAACUCUUAUGUUUAAUUUAUGAUCUGGGAUGUGCACUAGAAAGGUCUUUUGGGACAAUUUCAGUAGGUUUGUGAAUGUGUGUAUUUUCAAACGGCGUGUUUUUCAGCAAUGUAGGAAAAGGUGUGUUGCUUCUCUGAUCCCAGCUCUUCAGAAGGUAGAACACAAACAUGCCUCCUCUGAGAAAUGGAGGAGGAGGAGGAGGAGGAGGAGGGAGGA
This is a messenger RNA of Salvelinus sp. IW2-2015, 1917 nucleotides long. Its product is annotated as serine/arginine repetitive matrix protein 4-like. The record is from RefSeq and is a predicted model, not a curated record. NCBI's taxonomy places the organism in Eukaryota, Metazoa, Chordata, Actinopteri, Salmoniformes, Salmonidae.